GUGAGCGAUGACGCUGCAGCAGCAGCAGCAGCAGAACAUCGUCAUGUCGGUUUUUAUCUGAGUUGAUGUCAGCGUGUUAGUGGAGAGACUGGCUGAGGAUGGAAGCAAACACCUGCAGAUCCAGCCGGGCGUCGUCUUCAUCUCACCUGCUGUGCUGCUCUCCGUCUGUGAACCACAUUUCGUUUCAUGGAAACGUUUCAAACAGAGAAUUACUGCGAGACUUAAGGAGACUUCAGUUGACACUGGUGCUGGUGCAGCAUCGCGGAAAUUCAGACCCAUCCUCCCGUUGAAGCGGACACACAAGUCUUGAGUGAAAUGUGAACCUGUUUCCAGCUCUUGCUGUGUCGGCAGGACAGUCGCGGCAGACCAUGUGAGAACUGAUAUAUCAUCGAUUUUGUUAAGUGCAACCUUUGGCACCCUGUGGUUUGCAAAAAAUGUGUGACAGAGGAAAGACGCUUGUCCAAGGGGAGUUACGCAACAACAACCCUCAAGAUGGCCUGCACGUGGACGGCGAUGCCAACGCCAAUGAGAUCAGCGUGGACGAUGGCAGAAGGACGCUUGACGCCAGUCGUGUGACGGAAACCAUAGAGAAUGAGAAGGCCAUCAUCUGGGGUGCCGACUCUCAGAGCGACGACCCUGAGCUGGCAGAGUUUGAGAUGUUGGAGUGUCAGGAGCUGGAGGAGUACCUCGUGGAGGAAGGGGAAGAUUUUGUUGGACUGCUGGAGCGUAAAGAUCUUCAGGGACAGUUCACGUCUUGCGUCAAACCGAAAGACGCAGGAACGUCGCCCGGGAAGGAGGAGAGGAGGUCUGAUGUCAGCUCAGGAACCGAUGGCUUUGUCACUUGUUCAUCCACGUUUGCUAGCAUGGCGACUGCCUUGGACACAGUUGGACGUUCGACCAUCUCAGAAGACCUGGACUUGGCCUCCCAGACUUGUAACACUAUUUCAGAGAGAGGAAACACAACACAAAGAAGUCAGCCAUCGAACACAAGGACAGUCCAUCCAAAAAAUGUCGACAUGAACUGCAAUUCUAAGAUUCACUCACCAAAAGCACAAGUGAGCAGUGGUGUAGCUCCAUGUUCGGAUCAUUUCUCUAACAAGCACAGGAAAAACAAUAACCCGGGAGAUGAAGCGGGGAAUCCUGUUUCAAACAGAAACACUGAGCACAAGAGUGCUCCCGCUGUGAAGCAGCCACAUGGAGAAAGCGGCAUGAAAAUAGAUAAAGGCACACAAGCAGAUGAAAAGCCAAGUCCCGUGUACAGCCCCAGCAAGACGGGCAUCCGCAGAACCAGGUCUUCAAUAGAGCCCAAGGUUUUUAACAAACCAUUUGAGAGCACAAUGAAAAAGCAAAAGUCUUUCGACAGGAGUUACAGGAAACAGCCCUCAUUUGAGAACUCCCCCAAGAAACAGAAUUCCUUUGAGAACGGUCUGAUCACAAGGUCAUCGAGUCUUGACCAGAGGAAGCCAUGGGUUAGCCCCAGUCGUACAGUUACCACGUCUCCUCCCAAAUCUAACACCGCUUCACCCAAGAGACAAGGUUCUCCAGCUAAGGGGCAAACCAUCAGAGCACAGAGCCUCGACAGCGCCACCUCUCCUAAGAAGGUUGCGCCACAAACAGCAAAGCUGAAAACGUCGCUGAGUAGCGGCAUCCCUAAACCCAUCAUCCCUUACCAGAAGGAGCCGGAAGUCAGACACUCUUCACCUCCGCCGAAGCCCAAGAACGUCCGUCCAAAAAUAAUCACCUACGUGCGAAAGAAUCCUCAAGCGGCUGCCGUGUCGGAACCUCUGACUCACUCCAAACAGACGACUUAUUCCAGCCCGCCUGUAAAGGCACCACUGAAUAUGAGUCCCUCCAAUCUGCUGUUGGACAAGUUUCGUCAGGAAAUGCAGAGGUGUGGACACUAUCCUUCCAAUGUUGGAGGCUUGAAAUCAUCCACCACUUCUCUCAGUGGUAAAUCCGACUUCUUACUUGACGAGAUGGCUGAGAGGCAUCAACAGGAGCUUGUAUCUCAAGAUGGAGGUGGCGUCACCCGCUCCCCCAGAAGACCUCAACUCGGGUUGGGCGCAGUGACAAGGCAGCCCACUUCGAAGGCAAGGGUUCAGCAAAGGUCCCAGUCAACCCAAGCAGCGUCCGCACUCAGCCACCAGGACUCAGCAGGCUUAGAGACACCCCAGAAGUGCCUGCCGCUGAGGCCAGGCCAGACGGGUCUCCGUCCUCCGGGCUUCUCUGCUCUCCCACCUGCCCGUCUGGCCUCUUUCGGCUUCGUCCGCAGCGCCAGUGUGUCGUCCGUGUCCAGUAACCAGUCCAACGAGAGCGGCCACAGUGACCACACGCUGCAGCAUCCCAACAGCAGCAGCGAUGACGCCUCUCCUCUGCGAACUGCAGGAUCGCCUCAUGGUCCAAGUCACCCCCCACCUGCGGGGCUGCAGCGCCGCUCUCUGCCUCCUCAGAGAAGCUCACCUCUCACCUCCAGAAGAGAUGUGCACAAGGACCCAGAAGCCACGCUGUCUCCCAGGCAGUCGCCUAAAAGGUUUGCAGUGGUGUCGCCCAAGCCUCAGUCCCCUGUUCGUGGUUCAGCCACGGCCGCACGAACGGAGCAGGCCAAAGAGUUGGACCGGGUCGUGAUCCAGCAGCUGCGGCAGCGCUGUGAGCAGCAGGACCUGCAGCUGCAGAACUUGCAGGCCCAGCUGAAGAAGGCGUCUCUGUGUCUGGACGUGUUCACCAUCACCACACAGCACUUCUGCCACAAGAGUGAAAGUGCCAUCGUGAAGGAGAGGGAACUGUCCCUGGAGCUCGCCAGGAUCAGGGAUGAAGUGGCUUUCAGUGUUGCACACUGGGAGCAACUGCAGCAGGAGAAGGAGGAACUGGAGCGUCGUUUCGAAGCGGAGCUGCAGGGUUUGCAGGCUCAGCAGCAGAGAGAGCUGGGAGCCCUGGAGGAGCGGCUGAGGGGGCAGCACGCCGCAGACGCCAAGAGCCUGAAGGAUCAGCAGCGAGCCGAGCUCAGGGAGCUUCGCUUCCAGCACCAGGAGCAGAUGGAGGAAAUGAAUGAAAACCAUGAAGUCUCCCUGAUGGAGAUGGAGUCUGCUCACAACGACACGCUGGCCACGCUGCAGGAGGAGCACGCCAGGACUGUGAAAAAUCUGAAAAUGGCCCACGAUCAGCAGAGGAAGUCUCUGGAGGAGGAGUUUGAGAAGAUCCGACUGUCGCUGCAGGAUCAGGUGGACACCCUGACCUUUCAGAACCGCAGCCUGCGAGACCGAGCCAAGCGAUUUGAAGAAGCUCUUCGAAAGAGCACGGACGAGCAGAUCGUGGACGCUCUGGCGCCGUACAAACACAUCGAGGAAGACCUGAAGAGUCUGAAGGACGUGCUGGAGAUGAAGAACCAGCAGAUACAUCAGCAGGAACUGAAGAUCACGGAGCUGGAGAAAAUACAGGCUGAAAAGAACGUCUACCUGGAGGAGAGAGUUCAGGUGUUGCAGCAGCAGAAUGAGGACCUGAAGGAGCGGAUAGACAAGAACCUUGCCGUGUCCAGGCAACUGUCGGAGGAAAACGCCAACCUGCAGGUGAACGUGGAGAAGGAGAGCAAAGAGAAGAAGCGUCUGAGUCGGACCAACGAGGAACUGCUGUGGCGCCUGCAGACGGGCGAGCUGAGCCCCCGAAUGUCUCCCACCUGCUCACCCAUCCACCGACCUGCCUCAGGACCCGGGUCGCCCGCUCGACCUCACUCCUACCAUCAGUGACUUCAUCGUCCUUCAGGUUUUCUAUGUUGACCACAACGACCCGGAUGAGAACCGACUUUCAGACCUGGAAUUGUAACGGUCUGGUGUCCAAAGGGAAUCCUCUGCCAUAGUUGGUCUUCACCUCAACAUCUGAAGACGGGGAUCGUCCGUUUUUCUUACACCAGCAACGUCUCACCUGCGCACUGUACGGACGACAGGAUCUUUUCCAUCGUCCGCUUGAGCUGCCGAUCAAAAAUCAAAUUGUACAAAGUACUGUCUUUUAUAGCAUGUUCUCAGUCUUCCAGGUUGAUUUCAUGGGCGAGUGGGCGAGCGUCAGUCAGUAUUCAGGAGAGAAUCAAAAGAGAAUGUUCGAUCACAGCCCUUUCAUCCACUGAAGGUCUCAUUCAAAUUGCACUGUUGAACUCUCAGCUUCACUCGUAAUAUGUGAACGUUCUGAGGUCAGUGAACGCACCACUGGCGGUGUAUUUUUCCAUCCUGAGGUGAUCAUCUUUUUUUUGAGAAAAACUGGAUACAUACCUCUUUGAAUUUCACAAACUUGUUUGCCACAUCUUUUCUUUUUCAUGGAAACGUCUGACAAACCCACUCACCCUCAUCGCCUCAGCUAUUUCCUUUUUUACCAAAAUACAGAACUGAUUGUCCGCUUUUGAUUCGCACCGGAAUACGGAUUGACUCGGAUCACAACGCCAUUCUUAGUCAUCCAAAAGGUCACGACAGCAUCACUUUUAAUGAAGUUGUGACCAGAAAAAGGUCGACCUAUCGAUCAAAAGGUCACACUCAUUAUUUGAUAUAUGAUUUAUGACCUGUAGUUAUCGAGCAGUUAAGCCAACAUCUGUGUUUUAAGAAUGUGUGAAGGAAAUGCUGCCUUAUGAUCCACCAUCCGCGGCUCUAUGGUGAAACGAAAACUUGCUCCCUUUGGUUAUUAAUUUGAAGUGAAUGUCUUUUUUUAAGUCGCUAAAGUGGAUCCGUAAGUCAAUACAACAAGAGGGUUUGAACCUGCGUGUACCUCAGUUCUCUUGGUGGAGCAAAUGAAUCUCAGGCUUGUGAAAGUUUCUUAUUGAAUGUCUGUUUGUUUAAAUUCUGUUUAUGUUUUGAACAUUGUGUUGAACUGAGUAUGAGAGUCACAGCGACAGAAACAACAGUUGUUUUUUUUAUAUUCAACUGCCAUGAAAAUCUUCAUAUAUUAAUAUUAAACUGCAAGAAGUCUGUAUUGUAAUUGUACUGUGAGACACCUGAUUGCGUGUUUUAUUUAUAUAUUUUGUUUUAUUAAAUACUUGACAUAUAGGUUUGAAACAUUUAACAUUGCUAGAAUUAUUCCAUUAUUUUGUUUACUCAUUUACAAUUGUAUUCCAGCAUAUUUUAGAUGUAUUAUUUAUUUAAUAUUCUUUGAAAUUGCAUUUUUUUUUUAUUUUAGAAUGUACCCAAAGCCAACUCAGGCAGUGAAAUUGAAUGUAUUUUUUAAUACAUUAAUUUUAAUUUUUUUUAAGUUAUUCAAGCUGAAUUUUCAUUUGUGUUAUUUAGUUGUUUAGCAUUUUCAGUUAAGUAUUCGAUCAUUUCAAUCUCAAAAUUUUCAGGAUAAUCUUUUAUUUUUGCCAGGGCUAUCUAAAGUUUUUUUAAACUUCCCUCAGAUUAUUUAUAUUGUUUCAUUCGGUUUAUUUAAGCUACGAUGUAGGCACCAUCAACUUGAGCGUAAACCUGCAACAAAAAACGUGUACAGUAACCCAUGGUGAAGUUACAGGGUGACACCUACUGGUCACUCUCCUCAGACAGUUGGUUCCUCUGUGGCUCUUAUACUCGGUCUUAUUUGACAAUACAAAUGUCUGGCUUUGUAGAAACACAGUGCUGUGGUCGUGAAUGUACAGUUUCACUCUGAAGCGACAUCAAAUGUUGGAGGUUGAUUGGUCAACAAGAAAUGAUCUCUGUUCUCUCCGUCAGCUUCACUGACUGUCUGUGUCCUGUGGACAUGAAUUCUUCAUGUGACUUGUUGAGACUGUAGAGGCACUGAAAACAUUGCAUGUCGUACUUUAUUUGUGCAUUUCAUACAUGUUGUUGACUGGUCCGAGUGGUGUAGUCGUAGUAACACACACACACCUACACUGUCAAUGUUGCACUUUGUAUUUAGCUCUAAAUGACAACAAUAAACAAGUACGGUUAGCUUUGGUGUGGAGAGACAAUAUAAACAAAGAUUUAAUUAGAAAAGCACUCAGACAGUGCAAACCUCUGCCAGGCAGCUUCAGUCCACCGCCAUCACAGUCUUCCAGUAUUAAAGUAUCCUUCAAAAAGAAAUUCCUGGAUCUGAACGCCACUUUGGCACAUAUUCCGAAAACGGUCUGAAAAAAUCUCCAGAUGUUAAAAAGCAACUAAUGCCUGAAUCCAGCUCCCUAUCAAACAGUUAUAAGUUUAUCUUGAGUCCAGAGACGCUCUUUGAUAUCAUUGUAAACAACGCUCAGACCUGCCAUUAGUUGCUCUUUAAAUCCAGACGGUGAUCCAGAUCACCCCUGAAAACUUCAUCAUUUGCUCGCAUAUUUCCAUCACUUUUAUUAUUUUGAACACAGACCGCCGUCGAAAACGUAACCUGUUCAGCAGAAGGAAAUAUGUUGACAGCAUAACUGCUCUGUAGUUGAGAAAUAGAGAAGUGUCCAGUGCAAAUAAACGGCUAACAUGUUAAGAUUCUCAGCUUUCAGGCUACUUCCUCUGCAUGAACGUCUGGAUCAUGUCGAUGGGCAGCGGGAAGAUG
Synchiropus splendidus (mandarinfish) is the source of this 6474-nucleotide messenger RNA. RefSeq names its product microtubule associated tumor suppressor candidate 2b (gene mtus2b). Bases 435 to 3740 code for a protein of 1101 amino acids. Gene Ontology annotation, molecular function: microtubule binding. Lineage: Eukaryota; Metazoa; Chordata; Actinopteri; Syngnathiformes; Callionymidae. The record is from RefSeq and is a predicted model, not a curated record. The transcript is spliced from 15 exons. Gene Ontology annotation, cellular component: nucleus; cytoplasm.